CACAAUUCAUUCAAUUAAACACUGAAACAAAGCAAAAACACUGUUCUUUAAAUGACACAUUUAAUGUUGGAGAAAUCACUCUUUGUAUUGCCUGGUGUGAUUGACUGUAUGUUUACUACUACAACCACAGCAAACUAUCGUAUUAUUAAAGAUUAUUCUAGUCUCUUUGUCGGCCAGGGUGUCCACAUUUUUUCCACUGAGGGCCAAAUGCAGUAAACAAAGAAUGUGGGGGCCAUUUUAUUCACUGAACACGAUUAAACCAACUGAGUGUAGGCCCUCAGGCAGCACUUUGGACACCCCUGUUGACGCCAUCCUGUUAGCUGUUUGAGUGCUGAUUUGCUGAUGACUUGAGCUGGCUGCAGCUUGCAGACUGUUUGAACAUUUGUCAGUGUGUUCGUCGCAGACAAAGGUGUGUUGGGAGUGUGUGUGCCUCAUCGGUUGAGUCAGUCGGUUUCGACCUUCAUGUGGUGAUAGGAUUAACGUUGUUAACCUGAGCCGUAUUCCUUUCUUAAGGAGCUCAGGAGGCGCAGCGUUGUUGCUCUCUACUUAAUCAACUAAAAACACACGCACACGCACCCACACACCCACACAGCAUCAACACAACCACAGCAGACACCACAACUACUGGAAGUCCACGCAGGUUUUUACUAUCAUGGACGUGUUGAUCCAAGCCUACAUGGGGAACACACCUUUGUGAGACAAUGCUAACUUCGCAUGAGCGUGAGUUUUUGUUUGUGUGUGUGCGUGUGUUAAAGUUUCAGUCCUGCUCUUUUUGUCCCAGACAAAAACCUGUGUGGCCACUGGCAACAGCAGCCUACUGUUUCUUCUCCUUCAGCUUGUCUUUAAUUUUCUGAGGCUCGUCGUAUUGGAUCAGGCGCAGGAUGUCCUUGUUGUCCAUCACACCCUGGAUGAACUCGCCCUCCGAAAUUUUAUCUGGCAAACAAUCCAGCAAACAUAAACUCUAAAUAUUCUCAUUCAUGCUGGUCAUUUUAUUCUCCGGGCAUUGAAUGCAUCGCAUCUGGACUUUCCAGAAGACAUUUGGCCUCUCAUCUGAGCAGGCUUCAUCGGGUCAUCGUGUGACUAGGUAGGACAGCUUUAGUCUGAGGGGUUGGUGCAGGCCGGGCUACCACACCACCUCUCCCCCGCAUCCAGUGCUGCCUUUUCAUCCGAAGAUUCAAUCUAAGAAAUAAACAAGACACAGCCAUGUUGGUUUCAGGCGUGUCCAUGACCAUCGUUACGUCUGAACGGGAUGCUAACAAGUGGAUUCCACCCAAACGACCGUCAGUGGCUGACAGAGGCCCCACUCCAUUGGGGCUUAACAACCGUCGUUUUUGUCCUUGUCUGGAUGUGCCUCCUUCCUUUAGAGGAUAAAUACUUUGGAUCCUACCUAGUCAUUGAGCAUGAACUGAUGAAGCCUGCUCAGAUGAGAGAAGCGUAACGCCUAAGAAGCAUCUAACCUGAAGUCCGCUUGCCGUGGAUUCAAGGCCCUGAGAAUCCAGCAAACACAACAGCUGACCUUUAAAAACCUUUAAGACGGAAACAAAAAGACGUCUGUGGUGCUUCAAUUACCGUUCUCCUUCUUGCCGAAGAAGCUCCAAAUCUUCUCAGCUCUUUUUUCGGGCGUGUUUUCAUCUUCUGGAAGAUUCUCCUGGUCAUCAGCUGGUAUCAUGUUGAAGAUGGACUGCAUGCAAGUCACAUGACUUUUUAACGUUAACCAUGACACUUCUUUGGCUUUUUGUGCCACUUUGUGGACGUGGAGUCCUGCAGUGUACUUUGGUGUCUGCCUGGCUACCGAUCUAAGAAGAAGAUAGCAAGGUGAAGAAGAGGCUCCUACCCUGACAAUCUCCAGGAUUUCGUUCUUGCUGAUGGUUCCGUUGCCGUCCACGUCGUAAAGAGCGAAGGCCCACUCCAGCUUCUGCAGGGUCUUACCGCCCGAGGUCAGGUGCAGCGCCACGAUGUACUCCUGAAAGUCCAGAGUGCCAUCGGCGUUGGUGUCGAAGCUCCUGAAGACGUGUCUGGCGUAGGCGGUGGGGUUGGCGUCGGGGAAGAAGCUCGCGUAGAUGCCCUCAAACUGUUCCUUGCUGAUCUUUCCACCGGGACACUCCUUCAGGAAGGACUGAUACCAGCUGCACAGCUCGGCCUCUGAGUACUUGGUGUUAGACUUCAGCUCCUCCAGGAGCUCCUUGGACAACGUGCUGCUCUUUGUGUUCCCCAUUGCUGCUGCUUCUUCUCCUUGGCUGGUCUAUCUGUGUUCACUGUGGCAGCAGAGGAGAUUAUGAUCAUCCAGAUGGCUCCGUGGCAGAUUUAGAAGAUGACCACGUCACCGCGCUAUGACACCUAAGAAGAGGAUUAAACACAGCAGGCUUUGGAAGCUCCUUGCAACGCUACAACGCUGAAGAUCCAAUGGAGAUCUUCAGAAGAGCACUUCGUACUACUGAGACACACUGGAUUUUAUAUUCGGACGUUUUGCCUGAACACAUUCAACAUCCGCAACAGACUCUGGUCCAGGAUUAAAGAUGCGGCAGCAGACUCUGAUCCACUUCUAGAAGUCUGUUAGGUCUCCUCAGAAUCAGAACUUCCUCCCUGGAAGGAAAGUUGGGCAAGUUCCAUGCUGAUGGACAGGUUUCCAUGGUUACCAAAAGAACCAGCCAUCCAUCUUCUAUGGCACUUGUCCUCAUUUGGGUCAUGGGUGAGCUGGAGCCUACCCCAGCUGACUUUGGGCGAGAGGUGGGGUACACACUGGACAGGUCCCCAGCCAAUCGCAGGGCAAUUUAGAGCAUACAGUUAACAUAAGGGAGGAAGUACCCGGAGAAAACACACAAACACGUUCCCACGGAGAUCUGAACCCUUGAUCUCCUGACCGCGGGGCCGACAUGCAAACCACUUGACCACUGUGUGGCCAUGGUUGUUCAGAGAUGAUGGUAAUCACAAUAUUCCUCAAAGGUUGAAUGGAGGCAAUGGAGCCUGUUAGGAAUGGAACAUUUUCCACUGUGUUUUAGGAGUAUGGCGACAUAUUUGUGCUUAUCUAGCACACAGACAUAACACACUCAGAAGACCUUUUGCUUGGAACAAAUGCACACUGUGCAAACACACACACACACACAGUGUGUAGAUAUGCCACCCUAUUUCAUAUCUGUCUGAGGAGCAACUGGCUGUCCAAACCUCCACUGGCUGGAGCCUAAUAUCCCAACAAUUAAAAAAGGGACAGAAGUCAUAAAAGAAAGAGGAACAUUGGCCGCUAAUCGCUCUCUCCAGUGCUGGCAUUGCGAUUUGAUUUCAAUUGUAAACUGUCCUUGAGACUCCUAGACAAAUUUAAAAUAUAAUAAAAUAAUUAGAAUAGUUAGAAUAAAAUAAUCGCCCUGUGAAAGGGCCGGUCUGAAGAGGAGUCUGCCUAUUUACGUCUCUGGUGAAUGUGUCACAUGGGGGUGGUCACGGUCGGGUUGUUGUGACUGGUGGUAGACCAUCUUAGAUAACAAUAGGUCGUUCAUCUGCCUGGUCUUCUUCACCUUCACCUUCUCAGACAAUCUUUGGGGGAGAUGGGUAUGAGGACAUUGCUCUAAGCAGAUGAUAGAUGAUGGUGUGAACCUACUCAUCUGUUUAGAUUGACACAGAUGGCUUCUUUCACACCCCAUCCAGAAUUUAGACAUUGAUUCCUCUUGAGAUGCUCGUGUGUUGCUGAGUCUGGACCUGAAGAACCUGUUCUCCUGUGUUGUGCCAUGUGUUUGUGUACGGGUUGCUUGGUCUCUCCAAGGUAGAGGUCAUUGUGUUCCUCACUGCACGGCACUGCAGAAACAGCAUUGCUCGGUUUGACAAAUAGAAAGCGUACCGGUGCCUCCAUUUAACCUUUGAGGAUCUGGGUGAUUGACAACCUACACAGCUUAAUAGCAAUACAGACGUCCCUCGCUACAUCGCGGUUCACCUUUCACGGCCGCGCUGUUUGGCAGAUUUUUUUGUGUGUCAUUUUGUAUGCUUUUUCUUACCGCGCAUGAAUGUGCAUUGUUUUCGGCGUCCUGAUUGGCUAAGGGACUGUAGACCAUUGUCAAUCUAACUCCUCCGUGCCGUGUCUCCUGUUGCGUUCGAUCGCUAGCAGUGUGGCUCUGAAGUGCUGUAUGCUUGCAAGUUUUCUACCCGACAAAACCCACAAUGACGACGAAACGUUCUGCACCUUCAAGGGCACCUGCGGCACCUCACUAUUAAUAACUUCUUAUGUGUCCAACCUCAUAGGUUGAUGUUUAAAAUUCAGAAAAAUGUGAGAAGAUGUUGAUGCCUGUCUGAGAAAACAUAUAUACUGUAAUAUAUUAGAUAUAAAACAUAUAUAAUCACUGUAAAAAAUAAAGCUGACAACUUCGCAAAUUCCGCCUAUUGCGGGUUAUUUUCAGAACCUAACCCUCGCGAUAAACGAGGGACCACUGUGCUACAUUUUAGCAAGUUGAUGUGAGAAAGCAAAGAAAGUGAGCAUCUUCACUAUAAAGAGCUGAGAUUAUGUUGAGCGCUCUGAUUAGCAUUAGUAUUAGCAUUAGCUGCAGGGAAUGAGUUGAUUAGAAAGUGCUGUUUUGUCUUGAAGAAACCUUGUCAUGGUUUCAUGUUGUCCUCACCCUAUCUAUCUACCUUUGACCCCAGUAAGGUCACGGACGUGAAGGCAUCUUUUGAGAUUGUUUUUGGCCUCCGCUGCGUAAUCCUGCGUGUUCAUCCUGCAUGCCUACUUUCACCAAACCAGAUUAAUUUAAUCUUUAAAAAUGUCCUCGUGUACUUUGGCAUAAUCACAUUACGUUCAGGAGCUCUUUUUGUCACAGAGCACACAAUGCUCGGCCUCCCUGGGGGGUGGGGGUGGGCAGGUGGACAAGUAAUACUCUGAUGUAACCACACAUGAAGCAAUCUUACAUUGUGUUAGAAACCAAAAGGUACACGAGCAUCACUGCAGGACUCAACACAUGCUCCAGUUCAAAGGUCACGGGGACAAAGAAGAACCCCCCCGCCCCCAAGGACAAUGUAGCUCUAACAAUGUCCGUGGAGACGUCAGCGAGACGCAGCAGCAGUUGUAGAAGAUUCUAGCAAAAAGCCUGUGGAUGUUAGCAGCGUGAUGCCAGUUGAUCUUGUGGCUGCAGCGGGCAGGCGGAGAGUAAGAACCUUGUUGUGGAUUAUAAUCCCUAAUCUGUUCUUUAUGAAUACGCCGAGCGCAAGUCUGGCAUAUAAUUUGCCAUUUGUGGCCGGCGAUAUGGCGGCAAAGAUUUGGAAGGGGAGGAGCGACGCUGAGGAGCGGAAAGAGCGGACUUUGUGUGGCGCCAGCGGGAAGCGCGGGGAUGACUCCCUAAAAGAAGCGGGUUUCUUCACGGCCAAGGAGCCUCCACGCCAACCAGAUUAUGAAGAUUUGACGCAUCUGCCGGCAGGCGAAAGACGGUGGCUGUGCGUCAAAAGCCGGGAUUAGUCGCCUUCUUGGUUCCGGCCUGGACCAUGAGGCUGGAGCGCGGACGGCGGGCUUCGCUGGCGCUCACCCUCAACUUUGUGGCGUUCGCCUUCGCCCUGUCGGCCGUGAGCACCAGCUACUGGUGCGAGGGCACCAGGAAGGUGGCCAAGCCCUUCUGCACGGGGCCGCCCGUCAAGGUCAAGCAGUUCUUCUGCAUCCGCUUCAACAGCUCCAACAUCAACGACAGCCGCCUGGUGCAGUACAUCUUUGAGACCGGGGAGGAGAAGUUCCUGCUCAGGAAGUUCCACACCGGGAUCUUCUUCUCCUGUGAGCAGGCCGCAGACAUGAACGGCUUCGAGUGUCGAGACUUCUCUGAGAUCGCACCUGAACACGAACGAGGCGUCCUGUGGCUGUGCAUCGUGGCCGAGACCUUGUAUCUAACCUUGCUGUUUGCCGGCGGCGCCCUCAUGACCUUGGAGCAGUGUCCUUGCUUCAGCGUCAUGAACAAACUGAAGCUGAGUGCCUUUGCCGCCUUGUGCACGGCGCUGUCAGGCCUUUGUGGGAUGGUGGCCCACAUGAUGUUCACCACCAUAUUCCAGCUGGCCGUGGCCAUGGGCCCAGAAGACUGGAGGCCCAAAACGUGGGACUACAGUUGGUCUUAUGUCCUAGCAUGGGGGUCUUUCGGCACCUGCAUGGGCUCGGCGGUCACGGCGCUGAACCGCUACACCAAGACCAUCAUCGAGUUCAAGUUCAAGCGGCGGAACAUCGAGAAGAGCCUGCUGAUCAAGCAGAAGCUGAUGGAGCUGGACCUCCACGAUCACAUGUGGUACAUGACGGCUGAUGCCGAGGCGCCGCCGCUAGAACUGCCCAUCAACGGACACAAGCCGUCCACGGGAAGCGCUUACAUGCUGGAAAUGGACCGUGUAGCGGAGCCGCAAGGAGAGGCGUACUGCUAAAGCAGAGCGGCCCCUUCUGCCCCUGUGGCCCACUGGAACACAUUUCCUUGAUCCCAAUUGACUGUUGGAUUUAAAAAUCUAAUACCGGAAUAUAUUGGUGUGUGUGUGUGUGUGUGUGUCUUGUGGAAAUAAUGUAACACGCUCGGCUUUGAGACAACAUGCAUCUCAUCAAAUCUUCCACGUGAUCAUGUGAUAUAACAAGCGGUGGGAGGAAGGGCCGCCAUCUUGAUGCUAAGAUGCAUCCUACAUGCUGCCUCUUUGACCACAUGACCUUUGACACAGCGCUGCAUCAACAUAUGGACGUCUAGAGAAUCAUGUGACUGGACAUAUUGUUUAUGUAACCACACAGAGCACCACAUGGCGGUGCUUACAUUACGUUGUGUGUGUGCUGAUUAGCGCCUCAACACAUGAUGACAUUGAUAGUGAGGGAAGGAUUAUUGAUGUACAGUAAUCAUUGCCACUCAUUGCCAAUCAUUGUGGAUUAUGCACCUUUUAUUUAAGUUUGUUGUCUGUGUCUACUCAUGCAGCAUUUGGAGUAAUUACAUCAUGUAGAAACUUUCAGUCAGGUUUUUACUAUGAAGCUUUAAUAUUUUUGACAUGACACAGAUCAUUUGUUGUAUUUGCUCAUGCACUGUGUGUGUCACUCACUGAAGAUGUCCAUGAAGAUGCUAAUAAA
This is a messenger RNA of Dunckerocampus dactyliophorus (ringed pipefish), 7036 nucleotides long. RefSeq names its product germ cell-specific gene 1-like protein. The coding region runs from base 5452 to 6360 and encodes 302 amino acids. Lineage: Eukaryota; Metazoa; Chordata; Actinopteri; Syngnathiformes; Syngnathidae. The transcript is spliced from 5 exons. The record is from RefSeq and is a predicted model, not a curated record. Gene Ontology annotation, cellular component: plasma membrane.